AAGGUAACAUAACGAAACUCGGCCGUCUCUUAGGACACUAGGGCUGAAGUGUCAAAAACACAUAACAUAGCCACAUUCCGUGCCACCCACACUCCUCUCGCUCUUACGUUCUCAUCUCUCUCUCUAUCUUAGGGGUUUAGAGAAUCAGAUCGGUGAAGAGAGACAGACAUGUCGGAUCAGAGAUUGACCCGUAUCGCUAUCGUUAGCGCCGACAAGUGCAAGCCAAAAAAGUGCCGCCAAGAAUGCAAGAAAAGCUGUCCUGUCGUUAAAACUGGUAAAUUAUGUAUAGAGGUCACUCCAGCUGCGAAGAUUGCUUUCAUCUCAGAGGAGCUGUGUAUUGGAUGUGGUAUAUGUGUUAAGAAAUGCCCAUUUGAAGCAAUUCAGAUCAUCAAUCUGCCAAAAGAUUUAGACAAGGAUACAACCCAUCGUUACGGUCCUAACACUUUUAAAUUGCACAGGUUACCCGUCCCUAGGCCAGGGCAGGUUCUUGGUCUGGUUGGAACAAAUGGUAUUGGGAAGUCAACCGCCCUUAAAGUUUUGGCUGGAAAAUUGAAACCAAACUUGGGACGCUUCAGUAACCCACCUGAUUGGCAAGAGAUCUUGACUCACUUUCGAGGAUCUGAACUGCAGAACUACUUCACUCGCAUUCUGGAAGAUAACUUGAAGGCAAUCAUCAAGCCUCAGUAUGUCGACCAUAUUCCAAAGGCAGUUCAAGGAAAUGUGGGACAAGUGCUUGACCAAAAAGAUGAGAGAGAUGUGAAGGCACAACUUUGUGCCGAUCUAGAGCUGAAUCAGGUUUUGGAUCGUAAUGUAGGUGAUCUAUCUGGUGGAGAGCUUCAGAGGUUUGCUAUUGCUGUUGUUGCAAUACAAAAUGCAGAGAUAUACAUGUUUGAUGAGCCUUCGAGUUAUCUUGAUGUAAAGCAGAGGCUUAAAGCUGCCCAAGUUGUCAGAUCCUUGCUUCGACCAAAUAGCUAUGUCAUUGUGGUGGAGCAUGAUCUUAGUGUACUUGAUUAUUUGUCGGAUUUCAUUUGCUGCUUAUAUGGGAAGCCUGGUGCAUAUGGAGUUGUCACCCUACCCUUCUCAGUCAGGGAAGGAAUUAAUAUAUUUUUGGCUGGAUUUGUGCCUACAGAAAAUCUACGUUUCCGUGAUGAAUCUCUUACUUUUAAGGUUGCUGAGACCCCACAAGAGGCGGCUGAGGAAAUUGAAACAUAUGCACGUUACAGAUAUCCAACCAUGACUAAGACUCAGGGUAAUUUCAAGCUUAAGGUUGCCGAGGGUGAAUUUACUGAUUCACAGAUUGUUGUGAUGCUUGGUGAGAAUGGAACCGGGAAGACAACCUUUAUUCGCAUGCUGGCUGGUCUAUUAAAGCCUGAUGUGGUGGAAGGAUCUGAUACGGAUAUACCAGAGUUCAAUGUUUCAUACAAGCCCCAGAAAAUCAGUCCAAAAUUUCAAUCCACUGUAAGGCAUUUGCUACAUCAAAAGAUACGUGAUUCUUAUAUGCAUCCCCAGUUCUGUUCGGAUGUGAUGAAGCCUCUCCAAAUUGAGCAAUUGAUGGAUCAAGAAGUUGUGAAUCUUUCUGGUGGAGAGUUGCAAAGAGUUGCCUUAGCCCUGUGCCUUGGAAAGCCUGCUGAUAUAUAUCUGAUCGAUGAGCCAAGUGCCUAUCUUGAUUCUGAGCAACGUAUUGUAGCUUCAAAAGUUAUCAAGAGAUUCAUUCUUCAUGCGAAGAAAACCGCAUUUAUUGUAGAGCAUGACUUUAUAAUGGCAACUUACCUGGCAGAUAGAGUCAUUGUGUACGAGGGGACGCCUUCCAUAGAUUGUGUUGCAAAUGCACCCCAAUCGUUGUUGACGGGAAUGAACCUCUUUUUAUCACACCUGAACAUUACAUUUAGAAGGGACCCGACUAAUUUCCGUCCAAGAAUCAACAAACUGGAAUCAACCAAGGAUAGGGAGCAGAAGUCAGCUGGAUCCUAUUAUUAUUUGGAUGAUUAACCAGAACAGGUGCUAAAUGAUGAUCGCAAAAACAGCCUCUGGGUCAUUUAUCUCAUAAACAUCUGACGUGAUUAUUAGAGGUUGAUGUCUCAUUGAACAGAUGAUAGGGUAUCAGCAGAAUGCCUACUGUUUCGUCGAUGGUUUUAUAUGAUGAUCUAGUAAUUAUUUCUGGUAUUAUGUACUCAUUAUAUUGUAUUUUUCACCAAUUUUGACUGCAGAGUGGGUAGUUGUCUCUUCGGAUUUUCAUUUUGUAUGUUGAUCUUUGGCAUAUGAAUGGGGUAUUUGAUUGGGUUGAUGAAAUUAUGUGAGAUGUCUAUGAAUAGUUUCACUGACGAUUAAUGUUCUCGACUUUAGGUGAUAACUGGACUCUUAUGUAAUACAUACAUGAGUGAUAGUUGAUUCUUCAUCUCUCUA
Molecule: messenger RNA, 2403 nt
Organism: Nicotiana attenuata
Lineage: Eukaryota; Viridiplantae; Streptophyta; Magnoliopsida; Solanales; Solanaceae
Product: ABC transporter E family member 2
Exons: 13
Coding region: 169-1989 (606 amino acids)
Biological process (GO): translational initiation; translational termination; ribosomal subunit export from nucleus
Molecular function (GO): ATP hydrolysis activity; ribosomal small subunit binding; iron ion binding
Source: RefSeq, a predicted model, not a curated record